UUAUCACAAACAAAAACAAUUUAGAAUAAAGUGAUUCAUUUUCCAAGUUUUGUUAUCGAUUUCAGCAGUCCAGAGAAAUGGGAAAGCUUCAAAAGUGUUAAUUAUUAAUUUUAGUUCAUACAGUGCAAAAAUCUGCAGAAAACCAGGCCAAAAUGGCUUCCAUGUUCGAUCAGUAUUCGUCGGCGUUGAUCCGCGAAAACACCAAUGAACCGGAUCCAUCGAAUCGGCCCCAAUCGUCGGGAUACGUGAGCGUCCGCAUCAAGAAGGAGCCUCCCAUUUUUUCGAAGCAAAAAAUGAAUCUGAAUCUGCCGGCUGGGAUUCUGUUCCUCUCGGUGCAGAACGAUUGGAUCAUCAUACUGAUGACCAAUCUGACGAUCCUCCGGAUGAAUAUCAAACAGCCGGAUAAGUUUACCGAGGUCCCGAUCGAAAAGUAUGUUGGGGGAUUUAAGUCGUGCAACCUGUUCCUGGAUCCACUGGGGGCCCAUCUGUUCAUUACGCUGUCGCCGAAAACACCGGGACUGACGCACGAAGUCCUCUAUCUGCAGCGAAACAGCUUCAAGCCAAAGUUUAUUCCAAAGUUGAAGGAUCAGGAAAUAACGGCCAUAGGAUUCAACUAUCUGAACAAUUCGGAUAUGAUGACGGGUCCCAUUUUGCUGGGUACGAGCAAGGGAAUCAUCUGGGAAGCCGACAUCGGUAUAGACGGUGGUGAUAAGCUAGUUCAGCAGAACAUCCGACAAGUGUUCGACAUGAGGCGCACCGAUGGCAAACCAAAUCCAAUAACGGGAAUCGAGUUUCACAUGCGACGGGCACAGAAGGACACCCACUGCAUGAUCCUGGUGCUAACGUUGGAGAGAAUAUACAAAUUUCACGAUACGCUCUCACCGUCGGAUUCAAAAAUGGCGCCCGGUCAGCUGCAGAAGGUGUUCGAGCCUUAUUUGAACAUUCCCGAGGAUUGCGUGUCCAACUUUCAGAUCGUGAGAAGUCAACUGAACUACUCCAAGUUGGCGUUCAACCACGAGGAGGAUUUCCCGAAGAGCUUCGGUUGCCUGACCGAGGACGGAGUCAACUUUCAGGAGAUAAACCCCAAAACGAACAUCUUGGAGUUCGUCCCGGAGGAGCUGAUUUCGUACCCUGCGCAGGAUGACAUUGCUCAGCAGCAGCAGCAGCCGGAGGCUUCCUACAAGGUGACUCCGAAGCUGAACACUCCGCUGUCGUUUGUGCUGACGGAUUUCCAUGCGAUUUUGCUGUACGUGGACCACGUGACGGCCAUUUCGCUGCUGAACUAUCAGGUCGUCUACGAGGAGUACUUCGUCGAGCAGUACGGCAAACUGUGCAACGUGGUGAAGGAUGUGCGCUCAAACGUUACGUACGUGUAUAGUAAUAAGAUGAUUUUCCGAUAUAAGAUCAACAACGAACAACGCAACGCAUGGCGUCUCUAUGCCGAUAGACAGAAGUUCGAUCUGGCGCUACAGUACUGCAACGAUAACCCUGCCCAUCGGGAUAUUGUUCUGGUUAAGCAGGCUCAAUCCUACUUUGACGUCGGGGAAUACUUGGAAGCGGCUCGAAUCUACUCGGACACGCAGCUAAGCUUCGAGGACGUUUGCCUAAAGUUUCUACAGCGUAGCGAAAACGAUGCCCUGAUGCUGUAUCUGAAGAAUCGUUUGGCCAAGUUGAAGUCGCAGGAGAAGACUCAGAUUACGAUGCUUAUCGUCUGGAUGGUAGAACUGUAUUUGGUGGAAAUUUCGCGGAGCGCAGGAGAUAACGCGGAACGGGAGAAGAAGCUCCAGAAGGAGUUUGAUGCCUUCAUGCAGACCGCCAUUGUGAUCGAUUGCAUGAAGAAGAAUCGAUCGGUCAUUUACGAUCUGAUGGCGUCGCAUGGGGACAGUCACAAUCUGGCAGCGUUGACAACAAUCCAUCAGGACUAUGAAAGUGUGAUCCAACAGUAUAUCAAUCAAAAUAGGUUUGACGAUGCUUUGGCGGUGCUUCGAGCUCAAAGUCGCCAGGAACUGAUCUACAAGUACGCUCCCAUAAUCAUGGAAGAACUACCCACGGAAACAAUUGGCGUGCUAAUCAAUCAAGGAAAACGACUAGAUCCUAUCAAGCUAAUUCCUUCUCUGUUAUGCUUGGAGAGCCCCAAACACAUCACAGAAAUAGUCAAAUAUCUUGAAUUCUGCAUUCACUCUAGCCAUUGCGCAGAACCUGCUGUCCACAACUAUUUGAUCCAGCUCUACAGCGAACACUUCCGUGACAAACUUCUCACCUUUUUGGAAACCCAAGGCAAGGAACUCAGCAUGAUUAGUUACGAUGCUCACUACGCGCUGCGAAUUUGUUUGAAGCAUCAAAUCCGAGAUGCCUGUGUCUUCUUACAGACCCUAUUGGAUAUGUGGAUACCGGCGGUAGAACUAGCCCUAAACUUCGAUAUCCAACUCGCCAAACACACCGCAUCCCAGCCGACCGACAAGAACCUGCGCAAAAAGCUGUGGCUUAUCAUAGCUGAGAAGGAAAUCCGCGGCAAACAGGAACACGUCCAGGACGCCCUGCAAAUACUCAAGGAAUGUGACCUCCUACGCAUCGAAGACCUACUGCCGUACUUUUCGGACUUUCAGAAGAUCGACCACUUCAAGGAGGCAAUAUGCGAAUCGCUCAAGGAGUACAACCUCAAGAUCCAGGAGCAGCGCAAGGACAUGGAGGAUUCGGCCAUAUCGGCCGAGCAGGUUCGCAACAAGCUGCAAACAUUCCGCAACCGGUCCGUUACCAUCGGAGCCCAGGAGCAGUGUGCCAUCUGUGGGGUGUACCUGCUGAUGAAGCCGUUCUUCAUCUUCCACUGUGGGCACAAGUUCCAUGGCGAUUGCCUGGAGGCGAAACUGUUGCCACAAUUGAAGCCGGAACUUUUGCAUCAUUUGGAACAUUUGAAGCAACAGCUGACGGCGGCGCAGAAUCAAGCGCAGGAUACCGGAAGUGGAAUAGCCAACAGUAAGGAGCACCUCAAGAGUCAAAUCGAGGACAUUCUCGUGUCGGACUGUCUGCUUUGCGGCGAGGUUAUGAUAAGCACCAUCGAUAAGCCGUUUAUAGAUAACUGGGAACGGGUGGACCACGAUUGGCAGUAGUAGUACGUUUGAAUUACCAUGCGAAUAUUAUGUUACUUGUAAUAGUUCAUCAAAUAAGUCAAAAUAUAAUAUAUUAUUCUUUCAUUA
Aedes albopictus (Asian tiger mosquito) is the source of this 3194-nucleotide messenger RNA. RefSeq names its product vacuolar protein sorting-associated protein 18 homolog (gene dor). The record is from RefSeq and is a predicted model, not a curated record. NCBI's taxonomy places the organism in Eukaryota, Metazoa, Arthropoda, Insecta, Diptera, Culicidae. Gene Ontology annotation, cellular component: endosome; HOPS complex. The transcript has 4 exons. Gene Ontology annotation, biological process: organelle fusion; endosome organization; lysosome organization. Bases 153 to 3107 code for a protein of 984 amino acids. Gene Ontology annotation, molecular function: protein-macromolecule adaptor activity.